Messenger RNA from Carassius gibelio (silver crucian carp), 2327 nucleotides. Its product is annotated as coiled-coil domain-containing protein 106. Lineage: Eukaryota; Metazoa; Chordata; Actinopteri; Cypriniformes; Cyprinidae. The coding region runs from base 229 to 1377 and encodes 382 amino acids. The record is from RefSeq and is a predicted model, not a curated record. Gene Ontology annotation, cellular component: nucleoplasm. The transcript has 9 exons.
UGCUGAGCGUACAGUAAUGUUGUCUUCCUUCACGUUGUUUUUAGCUCUGCUGCUGAGAGGGAUUUCAAUGUUAUUGUUAGCAGACAAACACAGAUGAGAGUGCAUUGACACACGCUUCAAAUACGUGACAAGGGAGCACGCUCACAAAGAAACGAAGCAGAUGUGAGUAUUUUUGGGGUGACGGCCGCUCUCUGUCUCGAUCCAGAUCAGAUCUGAACAGGCGGAGAUAUGAACGAUGCGGAUUCAGCCUCGAGGAAGCAUGCGAGCUCCCGAGAGCUUCAGACUCCCAAGAAUGAGGAUGCCUUUGAAAUCUCCAUUCCUUUUGAAGACAACCACUUUGAUCAGCAGGGAGGCUUUUACAACCAGAAUGACCAGAACUUUGAUGGUAGUGAUCCGCCGGCACCGAGCAGCUCGUACCUGUUGAUCACUAACUUGCGCACACAACUGCAGAUCUCACUGGAGAAAAAUUCAUGGCUGCAGAAACGCAUCGAGGACCUGGAAGAGGAGAGGGAUUUCCUGCGCUGCCAGCUCGAUCGGUUCAUCUUCUCGACCAAGAGUCAGGAAAGCAACGGUACUGAUUCCAGGAGUUUUUCUUGGAGAAGGAGAAGAGAAAAUGAUCGAGAUCAACAGGUGGAGAGUCAGCGUCUGGCCAGCCGCCAGUCAUUCCAGCAGAGGCCCGCCCCACAGACUUCAGCCAAUCCCAAGGCCCUGAGCUCUGUCCCUGGUUCAGUCGGUGCUCAGAUAAAUCCCAUGUAUGGAUCUCCACAUCCUCAGCCUCUUUUGCAGGGCACCGGCAGCAGCUGCAGUACAAACAACAGGUCCCUCAAUGAACUGCAAGAAUCCCUCUCUCUUGUGGGAGAUGAAGAAGAGGAUGACUAUCUUGAGGAUAGCUACCUUGAGGAAGAGGAAAUGAUGUCAAGAGAGGACGUGAUGACGGACAGCAUGUCACUUCGGAACAUUGGCACAGCUGUAAGAUCCAGCGGCGGUCAUCCGGCUCUGAAGAGAAGGAGGGUUUUCAGGAUCGCCAGAGGGAGAGAACGACAGAGAGUGAAAGAUGCGGCAGGUGUGUUGUUCCGCUAUAAAAAGAUCCUGCUAACAUACCAGAGGUUAAAGAACAUGUCCAAGGCCUUCCAGAUCCACGGUGUUGAUCGUAAUACGGUGGCCUCUACCACACCCAUCGCUGAGCUUCUGCUGGUGGCUCCAGAGAAGGUGGCGGAGGUGGGCGAGUUUGACCCGUCUAAAGAGAAGCUUCUGGACUACGCCCGACGCUGUUACAUCGCCCUCGACCCCCAGACACUCAGCAAAGUGCAAGCUCUGAAGAAGAACAAUCUCCUCCUGCCCAUCUCAUACAGGUUGAAAGGAACGGAUAAUCGGUAAUUGGAGGAAUAAGUGGGGUGAUUCUUAUCCUGCUGUACAGUGAAACCCCUUCACUGUAUUUUAAUGUACCAUAGAACACACGUCUCCCAUUUGAACCUCCACAUAAUGCAGUUCAGAUCCGCUGUACUCUGAAGCAACUCUACGAUUACCUCUGUUCACUCACUCAUAGAGCUGGACGCUCAAAGCUGCGGGUGGGCUGCACACUUAUGCUUUCAGGUUUGCCAUUUUAAAAAAGAACUCGGUUCUCAAACUCAUUAUUUCACAUCAGACAUCGUAGUAUCCUCUAACGGUUGCUCCGGUUAAAUCUCAGUUGACACUUUUGAAACCAGUCCAAAAUGUGCAGCAGCAGCAUCAGCCCUUUGUGAUGUGUAGCUCUUUGCAAUGUGUGCUGCUCAGAAGUUCUUUGUUGAGUCAUUUGAUCCUUUCAGUUGUCCCGAGUGUGUGUCCCGGUUCUCCUUAUCUCAUAGCACUUACUUGACACACUGAAAGACUUUUGAAAUGUAGGUCCUUUUAAAAAGUGGUGCACGCAUCUACACAUGCACUCCUCCCGUUUUAACACAGUGCUACUCUUUGCAAGCGGCACCUGUAUGUUCUCAGUGGAGUGUUUGUGCAUUCGUCUCCCUUAAUCACGGCCCGUCUCCUAUUAGAUGACACUGACUGUUCAGCAUGUGAAAAGUUUUUAUAGUGUAAAUCAGUGAUGAAACGUGUUAAAACAGUUGGUAGUGUUACUAGUCUAGUCUAGUACCGCAUAGUGCAGAUGAUGUAACGUGAGGGAGUGAGUGCAGACAUGUUCCUGUUCUUCCUGGCGCUGAAGUUCUCAUGAGUGUGUGUGUUUGUGUGUCUAAAUUCACCGUGUAUGUCUGAAUGCAUGUUGUGUGUUUGUUAGGAUGCAGUGUGCUUGAGAUUAGACUAUUCAAGUGGCUAAUAAACAAACAGCAAGCUUCUCUUUA